GGCAAUUGUUGUAAAUAAACUGGUAGAAAAGAAUUUCUCUUCAAUUCAGCUCAAUGACCUCUUAUAAAGGAAAUCUCUUCUUCUUGAGUAAUUGCAACAACUUUAAAAUCCAGUUUAUAAUCAGACUUCUCUUUAGAUCAAGAUGAUUACUUGGAUCAAAGAUUCUCAUGACCUUUUUGAUUACGAGAACACUAAUCGAAUAGCUUAAUCUCUGACAAUCAAUUCUUCUAUUAAAUUGUAUAGAGAUAAAUCGAGUGGAAAAAUUCAAUCGACUCAAUAAGGGAAGACAUUAAUCAGAAUUGAAAAUAGACAAAAUUGUUUUUGGAUCGAACCAAGAGUAUGUAUUUGUAUGUAAGAGUUAGCAAGCCAAAAAACGAUGACCAUCAUGUUUGGUUAGUUAUAAAAAUCAAUUUCAUAACAAGAAAAUGGUGUUAAAUUACAAUAUAAUGAUGUGAUACGAGUGGGUAAGGUGGAAAUAAAACUGAAGGAACUUCAUUUCGAUGUGAGUGAGAAGAAAUUAGAUGAAAGAGAAACGAUUCUCAGUCAAAGUGUCGAUGAUCAACGUUGUAGAAUAUGUCUAUUAGGUUCUGAAAGUAUCGAUGAUCCUAAAAUUGAACCUUGUAAUUGUUCUGGAACUAUGGCUUUGAUUCAUUUAAAGUGUUUAUAACAUUGGAUUGUAACUAAAUACAACAUGGAAAGUAGCAAUGCAAUAGUGUUUCUGUGGGAUUUGAUGAAAUGCGAAUUGUGUCGAUAGUAAUUUUAAACAGAAAAUUACAACUCAAUGGUUAAACAGUUGAUUUGGUGGAACUAAGCAAGAGUAUUGGAAAUGAAGAAGCCAUUGCUGAAAUCAAAGGAAAGAUUGACCUAUAUUCUCAAUUUGGAAAAACUUGAAUAAUUCAAGAUUGGAAGAGCCAAUGAUAAUCAUAUUCGAUUAUGCGAUAUUAGUGUGAGUAGGUUUCAUUGCAAAUUAACUUUGCACAAUAAAGAGUUUUAUAUUCAAGACAACAAUUCUAAAUUUGGUACUCUCCUUAAGUUGAAGUAAUCGAUGCCAUUGUUGAAGGAGUUUUAGAAUGUGCAAGUUUAGGUUGGGCGAACGUUGUUUGAAUUCGAGAACGUAAGCAACGGUUACUAAUGA
Paramecium tetraurelia is the source of this 1135-nucleotide messenger RNA. RefSeq lists its product as uncharacterized. The record is from RefSeq and is a predicted model, not a curated record. Gene Ontology annotation, molecular function: zinc ion binding; protein binding. NCBI's taxonomy places the organism in Eukaryota, Ciliophora, Oligohymenophorea, Peniculida, Parameciidae. The transcript has 4 exons.